AUGAAGAUAGUUGCCGAGUACGACAUAAGACUGUCGAAAGAGACAGAGCCUAUAGCAUUUUACAAACUACCAUGUACAGAAAGAAAUCUUCGGAUCCAAACAGUGCGCUGGAAGCGCCAAUUCAAGUACUUGGAGAUGGAUAUGAAGUUACCGAAGCCGGGACGAAGAAUGCGAAGGACAGAAGAGAGGAAGACAAAUAUUAUUACCUACGAAAGCUAUGGAUUCACACCAUCCUCUAUUCAAUGGUAUGGGAAGAUAGACCACCUCAAGAAAACCAUCAUUCUGCGGCAAAUAGAAUGUAUCCACCUAUUCAAUCCGAAGUUUGGGAGUUCCGAAAUAGAGAAAGACCGCCAGGAGGCCGAUGGAUAUCAGUUCAAGAGGGCAGAGACACGCGAAGAAAAGGAGCACAGAAGAAAGAACAUAAACUUCUACAUUAAGAAGAUGAAUCUCGAGGAGUUUGUUACAAUGGAAUACAGCAGGAAGGAGAUGUCCCAGGAGUGCAGCAAUUCCCACGACCUAUCUGCGGUUGAAGACGAUGUGAAGCCUGGAAUGAAAAUAAGGAGCUCUAUAAUUAAUGCUAAAGUUGUCAAUUUUUCUGAGCUUGCUCUACUUUACAAGGACCAGAACGCAAUCAAGGCAGCAUUAUCGAGAUACACCAACUUUAUUAAUGGAAGAUACAUACUUUCCAACAUGUUUUAUGAAAAGAGUCUGCACUGUAUUCGAGAUGGGAUUCUGGAACUUUUCAAGGGUAGGGAAAGAGUCCUGUGUAAAGAUGUGUAUCUACUUGCAGGAGAGGAGAAGUUCUUGGUUGAAGAGCUCUGCAGAAGGGAUGGGAAAUAUUUCCUACUCAGAGGUUUUAGCGAGGACACAAAUAAGUGUGAUGAUGGCAGCAUAGGGCAAGAAAUACGCUUUAUAGUGGAAAAGCACAAGCCUUGUUCGAUCGAGGUUAUCCAAGAGGAGAUGCUGCUGGACCCUGAUGCUAUAAAGAGGAAUCUGCCGGGAGAUGUGGCGGUUCUGGCAAAUGGAAUGCUUGCGGUCUGCAAGGGAGAUGAUAAAAGAAAAAGAAUAAUAGAAAUGCUGGUGGAAAAGAAAAGCUGGAAGAAGAGCGAAGUGUUAAGGAUUGCACAAAACGAGUCUGGGGGGAUUGAAGAUUUCUUCUCUGUGUUCGGUGAGUACUGUGAGCUGAGGGGGAAUGUGUGGAGCAUCAAAGAAUAA
Encephalitozoon intestinalis ATCC 50506 is the source of this 1215-nucleotide messenger RNA. RefSeq lists its product as uncharacterized. The transcript has a single exon. Lineage: Eukaryota; Fungi; Microsporidia; Unikaryonidae. The record is from RefSeq and is a predicted model, not a curated record. The coding region runs from base 1 to 1215 and encodes 404 amino acids.